Hypomesus transpacificus is the source of this 1631-nucleotide messenger RNA. RefSeq names its product S-arrestin-like. The transcript is spliced from 14 exons. The coding region runs from base 111 to 1271 and encodes 386 amino acids. Gene Ontology annotation, biological process: signal transduction; G protein-coupled receptor internalization. Gene Ontology annotation, molecular function: G protein-coupled receptor binding. NCBI's taxonomy places the organism in Eukaryota, Metazoa, Chordata, Actinopteri, Osmeriformes, Osmeridae. Gene Ontology annotation, cellular component: photoreceptor outer segment; photoreceptor inner segment. The record is from RefSeq and is a predicted model, not a curated record.
UCUGCACUGCAUUCUUCUCUAUCCUGCAGGUCAGUCAAUCAAUCCAAAGAGUUUGGCCAAGAAGAGUAUCUGAUUCAUUUCGUCUGUUGAUCUCUAGAGAAAAUCAAGCAAUGAGUCCCAAAGCUGUUAUCUUCAAGAAGCUCUCCCGAGACAAGUCGGUGGGCGUCUACAUGGCAAAGAGAGAUUUUGUGGAUCGUUGUGACUCUGUUGAUCCCGUGGAUGGAGUUGUUCUGAUCGAUCCUGUGCAGGUCAAAGGAAAGAAAGUGUACAUCAUGCUGUCCUGCACGUUCAAGUAUGGCCGUGAGGACCAGGAUGUGCUGGGUAUGAUCUUCCGCAGGGACAUCUUUUUGACCACUCGUCAAGUCUACCCUGACCUGCAAGACAAGGAGAGAAGCACACACACCAAGAUACAGGAGAAACUCCUUCAUAAACUAGGAGACAAUGCUUUCCCCUUCUUCUUUGAGUUCCCAGACAACCUGCCUUGCUCAGUGUGUCUGCAGCCUGGCCCCCUUGAUGUGGGAAAACAAUGUUCUGUAGAGUUUGAAGUGAAGGCUUUUUGUGCUGAAAAUCUUGAUGAGAAGGUCCAAAAACGGAGCUCAGUGCGUCUGGCCAUCCGUAAGAUCCAGUACGCCCCUGAGGACAGCAAAGUGGUCCCCUCUGCUGAGACCACCUGUGAGUUCCUCAUGUCUGACAAACCCCUACACGUGCAAGUCAGUCUGGAGAAAGAGACCUAUUACCACGGUGAACCCAUCAAUGUGAAUGUUGAUGUCACAAACAGCUCCAAUAGAUCAAUAAAAGACAUCUCUUUGUCAGUUGAGCAAGUGACCAAUGUGGUUCUUUAUUCCAAUGACAAGUAUGUCAAGUCUGUGGUCAAAAACGAGACAGAAGAUGUAGUACCUUCUGGCACCAGCUUGAAGAAGCAGUAUACCCUUCUGCCUCUGUUGGCUAAUUGCAAGGAGAGACAGGGUCUGGCUUUAGAUGGCAAACUGAAGCAUGAGGACACUAACCUAGCCUCUACAAGCAUUGUAAAAGAUGAUGUGCUAAAGGAGGUGCAGGGAAUGCUUGUGUCCUACAAAGUAGUGGCGAGACUCAUUGCUGCAGGAACGGUCGGAUCUAGUGAUGUAUCAGUUGAGGUUCCAUUCAAGCUCAUGCAUCCGAAACCUGAUCCAGCCAAAGAGAGCGAGUCAGGUGAUAUGGUGUUUGAGGAAUUCAAAAGGGUUUACCUGAAGGGUGUGAUUGGGGAUGAUGACGAGUCUCCCACAGAGGCCUGAGGAGGAAGGGCACCAAGGCUCAUCCACACAGCCAUGGCCCCAACAGCAAGCACAGGCUGACGCAGCCAGACCUGCUGAGGACCAUAAGGAACUGAGAUGAUUGGAGACCACAGAGGAUAGAUGCAGCUUUAGGCUUCUGGUAUUACAGCCUGAUAGGGUGGUAGCAUGCGCUAUCAUGUGCAAUGAGGAACUGCAAACAACAAAUCUUCUGCAAAGAUGGUAUUUUACCUCAAUUUUUGUAUUGGGCUGUUUAGUGUUUGUGUUUUUGGAACUGCAAAGGGGCCUGGUCAUUUAGAUAUGAUGGUUUUGAUGUUGAGCUUGUCCAUGUAUGUUUCACAUAUUUCUGUGUGUUUGCAUGGG